Molecule: messenger RNA, 498 nt
Organism: Peronospora belbahrii
Lineage: Eukaryota; Oomycota; Peronosporomycetes; Peronosporales; Peronosporaceae
Source: the annotation of a GenBank genome assembly
AUGACCAAUUCAACCGACAAACUCGCAGCUGAGCGCCAGCAUCAACCCAUGAGGAAUUGUUCCCACGCGGUAGCCUCUACAAUUAUCCAACGCCAUCGUAACAACCGCCAGCGCUUCGACUCUGCUGAUUAUGAGAUGGCGCGACGCGCUUUAGGACCGUGUGCGGGCUGCACAUGCGGCAAAUGCGCACUGUCGAACAGCGUUGAUCUAGAACACGAGCCAGAGCCUGAAAAUACUAUACAUUGCGACGAGCUCCGCUGCCUUCGUUUGCAACGCUUUGACUCGGCCGAUUGGAUGCUGCUAAAGGUACAGCAAACAGAGCAGCCUUUGCAGACGGAUUUCCCAUCACGUGAUCCGACUAACGUCGCCCAGAUGUUCAUGGACCGACACGCACUCAAGCGCUGCGCGUUUGUCGGACCAAGACCCGUGAAGAACGGACAAGAUAGUGUUGAAGGAGAUCCAACUUCUCGACUAGGAGAUCCAAUGACCUCAACGUAA